Messenger RNA from Antechinus flavipes (yellow-footed antechinus), 1606 nucleotides. RefSeq names its product H-2 class II histocompatibility antigen, E-S beta chain-like. The record is from RefSeq and is a predicted model, not a curated record. The transcript has 6 exons. Gene Ontology annotation, biological process: antigen processing and presentation of exogenous peptide antigen via MHC class II; immune response; immunoglobulin production involved in immunoglobulin-mediated immune response. Gene Ontology annotation, molecular function: MHC class II protein complex binding. Lineage: Eukaryota; Metazoa; Chordata; Mammalia; Dasyuromorphia; Dasyuridae. Bases 132 to 932 code for a protein of 266 amino acids. Gene Ontology annotation, cellular component: MHC class II protein complex; membrane.
UGAUACAGCCCUGGGGCAGACAAGAGAGUCUGUAAAUUCUUAGUCUUAGAUGUAGAGGUAGUUCCCAUGCAGGGAGGGUCACCCUGACUGUUACAUCUCUCGGAGUCCCUGAGCCUCAUCUUGUCUCCAGGAUGGUGUGUGUCUUGCUCCCCAGGGAAGUCUGGAUAGAAGUUCUGGCUGUGACCCUGCUGGUGCUGAAUCCUCAGGUGGCUGCAGGCAGACACAGCCCAGAGCACUUCACGUGGCAGUUUAAGCCCGAGUGUCACUUCGAGAAUGGGACGGAGCACGUGCGGUUUGUGGCGAGAGUCAUCUACAACCGGGAGGAGUACGCGCGCUUCGACAGCAACGUGGGGGAGUUCGUGGCGGUGACGGAGCUGGGGCGGGGCCUUGCUGAGUAUUGGAACAGCCAGAAGGAUUACAUGGAGAGUGCAAGGACCGCGGUGGACUGGUUUUGCAGGGUCUGCUAUGAGAUUUCUGAGCCCUUCUUAGUGCGCAGGAGCGUCCAGCCCCAGGUGACUGUGUAUCCAUCCAAGGUGGCUCCCCCGGGACACCACAACCUGCUUGUCUGCUCCGUCAGCGGUUUCUAUCCCGGGGACAUCGAGGUCCGGUGGUUCCUGAACGGACGGGAGGAGACGGCCGGGGUGGUGUCCACGGGCCUGAUGGGCAAUGGAGACUGGACCUACCAGACCCUGGUGAUGCUGGAGAUGACCCCCCGGCGCGGAGAUGUCUACACCUGCCACGUGGAGCACUCCAGCCUUCAGGGACCCGUCCUCUUGGCCUGGAGAGCCCAGUCUGAGUCUGCCCAGAGUAAGAUGCUGAGUGGGGUCGGGGGCCUCGUGCUGGGGCUGAUCUUCUUGGGGGUCGGCCUCAUUGUCCACAAGAGGAGCCAGAAAGAAAAUCGGGGCUCACAACCAGCAGGGCUCCUGAGCUGAUCCCCUCCCCUCUGUCACUUCCCCUCUCAGUAUUCUCAUGUUUGGAGGCCCCUGCUUGUGCCAGAUCUCCAGGAGGAUAGCGCCCCUCUCCCCCCCCUCCCCGACCUCUUCCCUGGAAUAGCUCCUUCCCUGCACCUUCAACUCUUCUGAACUCUUUGGGGAAUUUCCCCAACAGCCUCAGAGACCCUCUUUACCCUCCUCUCUUUCUGUACCAGGGUUUUAUCAUUUUUGUCCCUUGAGUCUUCACCCCAUAAUUAGGAGGCUGAGAAUCAGCUGGUGCUUGGUGACAGAGAGACAAUGUUGGGGAGCAGAGAGAGGAAGCUUCAGCACUUGGGAUUCGUAGCAUCUGUCAAAUGGAGAAAUGCCUCCAGAGGUGAAGAUCGCCAUCCACGCUCAGCUGGUGCCUCUUGUCCAUUUCCUUCCAUGAUUCCUGCAGAGCCAAUUACCCAGCAUGCUUCUGGUUUUCCUCUGUGUUUCUUGACGUUAAAUGGAGACCAACUCCCUCAUGGUGUCUGCCCCCUGUGUGAUGGCCCCCCUCAUUCUGCUGAUGAUUCUCUUGGUGACUUUUCUUCUAUCACUUCUGCUCCAUUCUUUUUUUACAAUCUGCUGUAGCUUCUGGUUCCCUCUCAUGUAUAUCUCCAUUAAACUUUUAACAAAUUAAAGUUUUAGUAAUA